This is a messenger RNA of Triticum turgidum subsp. durum (durum wheat), 540 nucleotides long. NCBI's taxonomy places the organism in Eukaryota, Viridiplantae, Streptophyta, Magnoliopsida, Poales, Poaceae. The record is from the annotation of a GenBank genome assembly.
AUGGCGGCGCUCCGGCACGCGGCGAAGAGGCUCUGCGAGCGUGCGCUCCAGCAGCGAGGAGCGCUGGUGAGGCCUUCGGUCGUGGCGGAGGGACCUCGGCGGCUCUUGCUAAACGGCGCUUCCCCUGCCCGCCGGCCCAUGUCCACCUCCUCCAUCAGUGGCAAGCCGACAUCUAGUGCAGCGCCUCACGGCGAGCUGGAAUUGCUGGAAAUGCGAUUCAAUAAGAAGAAAGAAGAGAUGUAUGAUUUGCUUGUAGCGGUGAAAAGCUCUGAACUUUACCCAGAGUUGUCCUGGGAAGACAUCCAAACUCAUCGGCUCAUCACUCACCUUGCUGCUCAAGUGAAGCCUAGGCCUCAUGACCCAAUUUGGCGCAGGUUUCGACAACUAAGAAGACUCAACGAUUUUAACACUAUAUGUCUUCCUCUGGGAUAUUUUGGUCUGCUCGCCUACUGCGUGGCAACUAACAUGAAAGAAGAUGGCGCUACAAGCAAGAAUAGUGAAGCCAAUUUCGUCUCCGAGCCAAAGAACGAUAUGAACUAG